AUGCCUACCAGCCGGCAGGGGCUCCGCUUUUGUGCCGAUCGAAUAGCAAGCGAAGCUCCGCCCCUUUGGCUCGCACGUCGUACCAGUCCGUUUCGUUCGUGCCGUCCCAGUAUUGGUGCAGCGCAGCGUUACUCCAGUACAAAAGCGCUCGACACCGUCGGCCCUGCCAUCAGUAUAGACAGAGGCAGAUACACGCACGCACGCACGCACACAAUGUCUGGCCGUGGCAAAGGAGGCAAAGCGAGGGUGAAGGCAAAGUCCCGUUCCAGCCGUGCUGGAUUGCAGUUCCCGGUCGGUCGCAUCCACCGUCUGCUCCGGAAGGGCAACUAUGCCGAGCGGGUCGGUGCCGGGGCCCCAGUCUACCUGGCGGCCGUCAUGGAGUAUCUGGCUGCGGAGGUGCUCGAGUUGGCGGGAAACGCUGCCCGUGACAACAAGAAAACCAGAAUCAUCCCCCGUCAUCUGCAGUUGGCCAUCCGCAACGACGAAGAGCUGAACAAACUGCUGUCCGGCGUGACCAUCGCCCAGGGCGGUGUCCUGCCGAACAUCCAGGCCGUUCUGCUGCCCAAGAAGACCGAGAAGAAGACGACGGCAUAGGCUGGGCAGCAUUCCGCUCGCGUCCUCGCGUGUCGACCCAAAAUCAAAACCGUCCUUUUCAGGACGACCAUAUCCCAUUCGCCCCGCUGGAGAGUUGUUUCGAGACAUGUUCUGUUAGCCCACACAUUGUUCGAUAGAGGAGUUGGUGACAACAUUCUGUCGGAUGAUAGCUUUGCUGAGUAUCGUUUGGCUGCUAAAGCCCAAUUUCGUGUUUAAAUGAAAUCGCUCGAGAAAUGUCUUGACCGAUUCCUGGCAGAAACUUCCUAACAGUGCCACUUGAAUUGUCAUUUCUUCGGUACGCAACUGCGUACUGCGAUCAAAGAAAACGAAUUUCUCGCGCGAUUCAGGCACGUGCAUCAAGAUAGGCCGCGAUGUGGUCGGAUUCGAUUGCUAAUAAAUUGGCAUAAGCUACCUGGAAACACACUU
Molecule: messenger RNA, 1020 nt
Organism: Aedes albopictus (Asian tiger mosquito)
Lineage: Eukaryota; Metazoa; Arthropoda; Insecta; Diptera; Culicidae
Product: histone H2A-like
Exons: 1
Coding region: 1-594 (197 amino acids)
Biological process (GO): heterochromatin formation
Cellular component (GO): nucleosome; chromatin
Molecular function (GO): protein heterodimerization activity; structural constituent of chromatin; DNA binding
Source: RefSeq, a predicted model, not a curated record